CUGCGCCGACUGCAGCUGUCAAGCGCCAUAAAGCGUGGAGCCUCAAAACGUUGCUGCAGUGUGGACUGAUAACGGCAGAAAAUGGCACUGAAUCUCAGUUAUACGUUACAAACUAAAGCCUACGACUCAAACACCUAAACAGCGACAUGGAUUCUGAGGGCCUGCUCGGUGUUAGUGAGCAGAUCUGAUCAGAGCUAGACAGAGUAUAGCCGAACACGUGAUAGAGACAGGAAACCAAAAUCAGUGGAUUCCCCACAACCACCCGACUUACAGAUGCUUUCGCUUUGAAACGGUCUAAAGACAGUAAAGUUGAGCUAGUGAAACGAGCAGAGCACAAGCCCAAGUGUGAAGAGCGUCGUGCAUAGCACAAAGCCACUGUAAGCUCAGGCAAAGUAAGACAAAGUUGGGGAUAAAGUGAAGAUCACCCAGGGCGCACUGCAGCAUGUGUCGUUACAUCUGAUCGCCUUCUGAUCAGAAAUCGAUUCAUUUUCGGAACAAACACACAGCAUACUCAUAUUCAACAAGACUGCCAUCUGCUUUGGGCUAUAAGAGUUUAUCUCGCACUAAAGCUUUGCUUUCGGCAGAGAUCACCGCCUUCAUGGUGUGUUGUUAUCACUCUUCCUCCCCAUUGAUCGCGUUGAAGUUUAUCGAGCCCCGAAGUUGGCGAGAAGCAAUACCUUGCGCAUGCGCAGUGCCGACUAACCAUCCUGCUCAAAAUAAGAGUUAAAAGAGAAACGAGGGAAAAAUGACAGACACACCUGCCAGCAAUAGCUCAGCCCCAGGAGCAGAUUUUGAUAUGAUGGCUGCUCUUGAUUGGAAGGACGGCAUCGCUACGCUGCCUGGCAGUAACAUCAGGUUCCGGAUGACAGAAUUUGGGACACUUGAGAUUGUAACUGAUCCAGAGCCUAAAGACAAAGAAGAGGAGUCUUCAUGCCCACAGUCAGAGACUACACCCUCUAACGGCUCAUCAGAGCCACCCAACCGUUCAACCCAGUCAGAAACGGCAACACUACGUGCAUGUGAUGGGGCAGCUCCGUCAGGGCUGCAGACGCAGACAGGUAGCUCAAGCACAAUGAGCACCAGCAGAGAGGAUCGCUCCAAUGUGGAGGUGGCCAGCUGUAAGUCCUGUGGCCACGCUGGUUCACGGGAGACCUUUCUCCAGGGAAAAUUCUGCAGUUCAGGCUGUGUACAACCCAGCAGUGGAAGAUCAACUCCAGGUGAUACCGGAGAAGGUGAACGUUUAGGUAAACGAAUUCGGAAGAAGAAGAAGAUGUUCAUGGAGUCUGAGGAUGAUGAGGAGGACAACAUUGAGGAAGAGGAGGAGAAGUUUAGAGUCUCAAAAGGCAGAAAAGCAGCCAAACUUGCCAGAUUGGUAACAGCUGCGCCCGCAAAGAAGAAGGCUUGGAGCUGGCCGGCCUAUCUGGAGGAAGAGAAAGCUGUGCCUGCUCCCUUAAAAUUAUUUAAAGAGCACCAGGCCUUUCCUCAGAGCAGGAAUGCCUUUAAGGUUGGAAUGAAGUUGGAGGGCUUGGACCCCUGCCAUCCUGCUUUCUUCUGUGUGCUCACUGUGGCAGAGGUCCAGGGUUACAGAAUAAGACUUCAUUUCGAUGGUUACCCUGAGUGCUAUGACUUCUGGGUGAAUGCAGACUCAUGGGAUGUGAAACCACCAGGCUGGUGUGAGAAGAUGGGCCUCAAGCUGCUGCUGCCUAAAGGUUGCAGAGAUGGAGAAUUUAAUUGGAACACUUACGUAAAGAAUUGUAGAGGCCAGCUGGCACCCAAACAUUUAUUUAAAAGUCUUAAUACCUCAGUGACCCCCUCAGGCUUUCGUACUGGGAUGAAGCUAGAGGCUAUUGACAGGAAAAACCCAUCACUCAUCUGCGUAGCCACCAUUUCCGCUGUUGUGGAUAACCGCCUCCUCAUCCACUUUGAUAACUGGGAUGAUGCAUAUGAUUACUGGUGUGAUGCCAGCAGCCCGUAUAUUCAUCCAGUUGGAUAUUGUGAGGAAGCAGAGUUAACACUGACCACACCUGCAGAGUACAAACAACCAAAAACUUUCUCAUGGGAGAAAUACCUGGAAGAGACUGGAACCCAAGCAGCACCUGCUAGAGCCUUCAAACAGAGACCUCCACAUGGCUUCCAGGUGGCAAUGAAGUUGGAGGCAGUGGACAAACGCAACCCCAUGCUCAUCCGCGUUGCCACUAUAGCAGCCACAGAGGACCACAGGGUCAAGAUCCAUUUUGAUGGUUGGAGCGAUGAAUAUGAUUACUGGGUGGAUGCUGAUAGCCCCGAUCUGCAUCCCGUAGGAUGGUGUCAAAAGACUGGUCAUCCUUUGCAGAACCCCAAUUGUUCUAGUGAUCCCCAGGUCCCACCAGGACAAGGCUGCCCUACUCCAGGAUGCAACGGGGUUGGACACAUCAAAGGACCUCGCUAUGGAACACAUUACACGGCCGUCAGCUGUCCCUACUCUGAGCUGAAUCUGAAUAAGGAGGGGCUGCUGCCUGACAGGCUGAGUGGAGAGAGGCCGGUGACACUGAGUGGCCCUUCACGGCACAGGCGCACAGAAUCAGUCGCACAGACUCCCUCUACCACACCCACAGGCAGCAAUCCUGAAACCAAUGACAACAUGGACAACUCCUCACCAGCCAAGACUGCCACUGCAGCCAAGUGCACAAAGCCGAAUCAGGUGAAGCAUGAAGGAAAUGGAAAAGUAGAUUCUCUGCAGCAGUUCUUGCAUGACUCUGUGUUCUGUGGCUGGGAGCCACCCAAGUUUCAGCACUGCUGGGAGAAACAUGGCAAACUGUUACCUGAAGCCCUGGGUCUCAGUGCAAAGACAGUGGCCAAGUGGAGCACAGAAGAGGUUGCAAGUUUUGUGAGAAAGCUACCAGGCUGCAGGGAACAUGCUGCCAUUUUCAGGAAUGAGCAAAUUGAUGGUGAAGCCUUCCUCCUUCUCACCCAGUCUGACAUUGUAAAGAUCCUAAGUAUCAAGCUGGGCCCUGCUCUGAAAAUCUAUAACUGCAUUCUUAUGCUGAGGAGUGUGGAUGAAGAAUAGCAUCCCCACACCAUGAAAACCUGUCUUAGUGCUUCUGUACUUAUCAGUAACCACAAGGCAAUCAUUUUUCCUCAUCUUUUUUUAUCUCCCAACUUUGUGACUCAUCCUUGCAAUGGUGAUAAGUUCACAUUCUGUGUAGUCACUGAGGUUGCCCUAUGAUGAACAAGUACUUCAGAAAAUUGAACAGACUGGAAUUUUAUCUGCUUAAAAGCAGUUUUAUGUGAUUGUCCUGUUAUACAACUGGGCAUCAGAAUGUACAAGUUGGGUAUAAAUAUAAAGGUCUUUGGAGGACUAUGCUGCUAAACAGGCACAAAAUUUCUUGUCUUUUCCUGUAUUUUUCUUGUAUCAUCUGUAUGUAGUCCUAACUGAAAUCUGCUACUUUAUUCAAAAGUUAUUUGAUGAUUUGAUUCUUAUUAACUUAUUGCUAUUUUGAUUUUUAAUUAACUUUUUGGACUCAAAAGUGCAUGGUUUUGAGGCACUGCAAUAUCAAUGCAUUAUUAUUAUUUAUGAUUUUUAUGGUUACUAAUUGUAUAAAUAAUUGGUUUAUGAAAUGUGAACAAAUUACACAUUGGUGGACCUUUUACUUGAAAUGUACAAAGUAAUUUUUAAAUUGAUGCAAAAAAACAGACUUUUGUAUAUGAACCCACAUCACAUCCACAACGGUCAGGAUGGGUGUAUGUAAGACCACUAGGAUGAGGGAUAUGCUUGUGGGUGUGUGUGUAACCCAGAGAGAAAGAGACUGUACAUGUUUUACUUUGCAUCAGGGAAUCUCUUAGUUCAGUCAGAUCUUAAAAUGAAUGUCUAAUUUGCUAUGUAGUAGUGUCGAAAUUGUGCUUUGUGAAAUCCAUUUAAAAUUUUGUAAAUUGUACAGUGAUACUGAUGUGGGUGUAUUUUGAUCCUUGAGGGUGUGUGUAUGUGUGAGAGAGAGAGAGAGACUAACUUGACUUAAAGGUAGAUUCCGUUGAAAAUAAGAUGAAAUGUAAGCUGUAAUGCUCGAGAGUCUUAACUGAUGAAAUAAAAUAAGAUCUGAGUUACAGCCUAA
This is a messenger RNA of Pangasianodon hypophthalmus (striped catfish), 4088 nucleotides long. RefSeq names its product L3MBTL histone methyl-lysine binding protein 1b (gene l3mbtl1b). NCBI's taxonomy places the organism in Eukaryota, Metazoa, Chordata, Actinopteri, Siluriformes, Pangasiidae. Gene Ontology annotation, biological process: regulation of DNA-templated transcription. The transcript has 21 exons. The coding region runs from base 746 to 3046 and encodes 766 amino acids. Gene Ontology annotation, molecular function: zinc ion binding; protein binding. The record is from RefSeq and is a predicted model, not a curated record. Gene Ontology annotation, cellular component: nucleus.